This is a messenger RNA of Culicoides brevitarsis, 552 nucleotides long. RefSeq lists its product as uncharacterized. NCBI's taxonomy places the organism in Eukaryota, Metazoa, Arthropoda, Insecta, Diptera, Ceratopogonidae. The transcript has a single exon. The record is from RefSeq and is a predicted model, not a curated record. Bases 1 to 552 code for a protein of 183 amino acids.
AUGUUCACGAAAAAAGAAAAAAUCCUCAUCCGCCCUUACUGGGAGAAACGUUACCACCAACACCGCGAAAAAGUAAUUAAAGCCAUCCCACGCAUCGACUACCACCCGCCAGCGGAAUACAAUCACGUGACCCUCAAACUCAAAAAGGCCCAAAAGGAGUUGGAACGCCAGAAGCAAAUCGAAAACGAGAAUAUUCGUCUUUUGCAGCGUCUCGGUUCGAUUAUGACGAAAAAACGCAUCGACAACUACUGGAAAACGUGUCGUCCGAAUUUCCUGAGUCGCGAACCGAUCGUGGAUUAUGUGCAGCGAGCACGUUCCCGCGACUCCUCGAUGAUUCGGGAGACGCCAACGAUUUCGCAGGAGGAAUUGAUGAAUCGCAGACGGUCCAAAAGUGCAUCGCGAUGCACGGCAUGCUCCCCGAGCAUCUCGGGAGACUUCUUGAAGGAGGAAUCGGGCGAGAGACUGCCCUUUGCAUUGCCACAAGAGACGAAAAAUGUUCGGAUGCGGAAGAAUUCGAUGCCGCAUGUUUGCUGCUUGUAUUGCUGUUGCUGA